Halichondria panicea is the source of this 1248-nucleotide messenger RNA. RefSeq names its product phospholipase A2 group XV-like. The coding region runs from base 1 to 1248 and encodes 415 amino acids. NCBI's taxonomy places the organism in Eukaryota, Metazoa, Porifera, Demospongiae, Suberitida, Halichondriidae. The record is from RefSeq and is a predicted model, not a curated record. Gene Ontology annotation, biological process: lipid metabolic process. The transcript has 3 exons.
AUGUCAGCUUCAGCCGUGAGUACUUUUCUAGCUGGAAUGCUGAUGUUGGUAGUUCUACCAGAAUGUUGGUCUCAGAAAGAGACAGGAGAUGAACAGUACUCUCCCAUACUGCUUGAAAAACGGUUCCACAAUAAAAAUGGUGUAUAUGUCAAGCCUAAAGAGGAUUUGCCUGGAAUUGAGUAUUUAGAUUCAAACAAAGAAAUACCAUUGCUAAAGCCAUUUGUUGAUUACUACGUCAAUAACCUUGGUUACAAGAGAGGCAAGAGCAUUCGUGGUUCCACUUAUGAUUGGAGGCGCGGCGCAAAUGAGAUAAAGAAGUCAACCGGUUUCUUUCCACGCACCAAGUACAUCAUCGAAGACAUGUACACAAAAAACGGAAAUCGCAGCUUAACACUCGUCUGCUUUAGUAUGGGCUGUCCUGUUACUCACCACUUGCUUACUAGAACAGGACUCACCCAGGAGUGGAAGGACAAACACAUCCAUGCUUAUGUAACCGUUGUCGGGGCUUGGGCAGGUGGUGUGCACUUCCUUCAAGCUGUGAGCUCUGGCACAGCAGCCGAUACGCUUCUUGGGAAAUUGGAAAAUUUAGGAAGUUCUAUAAAAAACGUAUUAGGUACAUAUCUCAGUUACCUUGAGCGUUCAUUUGAGGGUCUGUACUGGCUCAUGCCAAGGACCCCUAUCUGGAAUGACGAGGUGCUUGUCUCCACACCAUCAGGCGACUACACUGCAAAACAGUAUGAACAGAUGUUUAAAGACUUUGGCAAAGGUUUUGAACACAGCUAUGCAAAGUUUACGACAGCUAUCAGCACUGGAGCCGACUUCCCUGCUCCAAAUGUCCGAACCUACUGUCUCUAUAGUCUUGGUGUGGACACUCCGGAACAUUUGGAGUAUACGAAAGCUGAGAUUAGGGGACAGACCCCGAUUAUCACGAUGGGAGACGGUGAUGGGGUUAUCAACGCUAAGAAUGCUGAAGUAUGCCUGCAAUGGAAGAAUAUGAAGAACCAUAAGUUCGUGUCUUAUGUGUGCCGCGGUUUGCAACAUAAUAACAUAUGUGGCACUGAUUUGUAUCCCUACAUUGGAAAGAUUGUGAAGAUUCCGCAAAGUGAAACAAACUCUGAGAUGAACAAAAAGAAAAUGAAGUUUGAUGAGAGUGUUGCUUUGCUUGAAGCCAUUGGAGAAAAAUUCAGAUCAUCUGAAGUUACCGUUCAAGAGGAGAUUGUGCACAUUCUUGAGAAACUGAUCGAUUAG